Molecule: messenger RNA, 3186 nt
Organism: Panonychus citri (citrus red mite)
Lineage: Eukaryota; Metazoa; Arthropoda; Arachnida; Trombidiformes; Tetranychidae
Exons: 4
Coding region: 1-3186 (1061 amino acids)
Source: RefSeq, a predicted model, not a curated record
AUGUUUGAUAUUUAUUUAAAACAUCCUUUCACCAUGUUAAUCGCCGGUCCAACAGGAUCAGGUAAAACACAAUGGGUGAAGAAAUUAAUUAAUAACGCGAAUACAAUAUGUUCACCUCCACCUUUACGUAUUCAUUACUUUUACGGUGAAUAUCAGAAAACUUUUGAUGAAUUAAAUCAUGUUAAUUUUAUUAAAGGUUUACCUGAAAAUCUAAUUGAAAAAAUAGACGGAGCUAAUCCUGAAUGGAUCAUUAUAGAUGAUUUAAUGCAUGAAACAUCAAAUUCUAAAUUUGAAAUGAAACACGAAACAUCUCUCAACUCUCAAUACAUGAUUCUAUUUAAAAUCCGAGAAAUCAAAUCAUUGGAUCAACUAUCCUUGAGCAAAUUUAUCCAAAUAAAGUCAGUAAAUUUCAAUCAAUAUUUGAAGAUGCAACUAGAAAACCUUACUCAUACUUAUUUAUAUAAUCGCAAAUGUACUGAAGAUAAAUCCGAAUUAUUACCUUUACUCAAUUCAAAUCUAUCGGAUGAUCUUAAAAUUAGAUUCAUAAAUGAGGUACUGAAAAGAAAAGGUCAGAAAAUGAUUCUUCCAGAACCAAUAGAAACAAAAAUCUCUCAAUCAAUACCUGAAGCAAUAAAAGAACCUAUUUCUGAACCAGCAAUUGAACCAACAAUUGAACCUACAAUUGAACCUACAAUUGAACCAGUAAAUGAACAAAGUAAUGAUUUGAAUGAUGAUGAAGAUGAUUAUCAAAGUUUCAGUUCAAAUGUUUCAGAAACUUGGACUACCAAGGCAACGAGAUUAAAACUGUUACUUAAUAAAAUUCCCGGACUAAUUAACGCAAAUGGACAAGUUGUUGAAAAUAAAAAACCUUAUGCUAGAAGUGAUAUUGAUGAUGUUAUACGAUACAUAACUAGUCGCAAUGAUCCAACAAGAGCACCACCAGGGCUAAAUAUCUGUUUCCAACGCUAUGGAUCUUUUCCUGAAAAUACUCUGACUAAAUUUACUAAUCGAUUGCAUCAUCCAAUCAAUCUAAUAGGAGAAUGGGUUGUAGCUAUCCAUGAGAUAUUUUAUCCCGUUGAUUUAGUGAUUGAUAGAAAAGAAAUUUAUCUCACUUUAGAAUUUCCUGAUGGACAAAGAAAAAUCAAAUUCGAAAUAAAUGAAAUUGAUGGUUUAGAAGGUGUGAUUCAUAACAUCAACACAAGAUUAAAAGAAAUUUAUGAUGAAGUGAUUUCCGUUAUUCCAGCAAAAAUUGCUAAAAGAGAAAGUGAUAAAUUUGAUCCAACAGACGAUACAAAAAUGGAUACAUUAAAACUUCUCGCUAUUACAGAUGAAGAAAUGGAAGCGAUGGGAUCAAAUGUCUAUCGAAGAAAAAUUCAAAGUUUAAUUGGUCGAAUCGCAGCGGAAAUUGAGAAAGAAGAGGAGGUUAAGAAACAAAAAAUUCUCGAAAUGAAUCAUAAGAAAACUAUUCAACAAUUAAAACAACGUAUCGAAAUCGAAGAGCAACUUGAAGAAAAAAAGGUGAAAAUUAAAACUAAAGAAACAGAAAUUAGCGAGAAAAAUGAUAUAAUCGCUAAUCAAAGAACUACAAUUGAUACCCUGAGGGAGGAAAUUAAAGGGCAUGAAACAAAAAUUUCCGCUAAGGAUCAAGAAAUCUUGAUGUGUAAAAAUGCAGCAGAUGAACAGAAUAAAAUUAAAACAACUUUUGAUGAAGUCUUUCAGCGUUUAGAUGAUGGUAUAUCAAAAUUAAUCGAAAUUAUUGAUACACAAACAAGCAGAAAAGCUACGGCGGAAGUUGAUAUCCUAAAAUACAAAAACAGUCUGACCAUUGAAAAUGAAAAACUUGAGAAAUUAACUCAAGAGAUUAAAGAUAAAGAAAAUGAACUGAAAAAAGCUAAUGAAAAAUUACAUACACUAAUAAUAACUAGUAAAUCUGAUAAUAAAUCGAAUGAAAAGAUUGAGGAGAUCAUAACAAAACCUGUUGAAGAGUUGAAAAAAGUUAAUGAAAAGUUAGAUGAGAUUAUAUCAAAACCAGAUGAAGAGUUGAAAAAAUUAAAUGAAAAAUUAGAUGUUAUUGCGUCAAAGCCCGAAGAAGAUUUGAAAAAGGCUCAUGCUAAAUUGGAUAUUUUAUUAGCAUCAUCAGGUUCCAAUCCUAAAGUGGUUGAUUUACAAUAUGAAAUAGUUCGAACAUUGAGCGAUAUUAUUCGAGCGAAAAAUGAAUCAUUUAAUACAACUCAAUCAUUUGCAUUUGCAUUACAAAGACAAUUAAUGGACUCUGAAAGAGCUUUGGUAAAUAGCAAGAUCAUAAUUGAAUCGAAAGAGAAACAACUAACCGCUGAAAGAGAAAUGAAAAAACUUCAACAAGAUGAAGCAGAUCGACGUCUCGCGGAUUAUGAAAAAGUGAUUGCUGAAAAAAAUAAAAGAAUUGAAGAACUUGAAAAAGAAAAGACUGAAUUAAUAGCUCAAAGAGACUCGGCAAACGGUCAAAUUUUAACCGCUUUGAAUGAGAUUUCGAAAUUACAAGCGGAAAUAAAAGAAAUAAAAUCAAUUACCAAAACAAUGAAUGAUGCUCUUCAAACAGAGAUCACAACAAAUCGUGAACAGGAUAAAAAAGUUCAAGCAGAAUUAGAUGAAAUAAAAACCUCGAUCGAAAAUAUUGAAAAAAAUAUUGAGAAAUUGACUGUUAAACGGAAAAAAGUUGCGAAAAUUAUUGAUAAUUCAAUUGAUAUAAAUGAACCACCAGAAAUUGUAUUGAAAGAUGACCUGAUCACUAUCAAACGAGGCAUGUACGAAGAUCGAAAGUUUAUUCCAAAGUUCGAUGAUCCUUUAAUGUUAGAAACAUUUGGGUUUAGUUAUGAUCCCUCACCAGUGUUACAUACACAGAAAAAAAUCACUGCAAGAAAAACUGUUGAUUUAAAUUAUGGAUCUCAUUUAAUUUAUGUUUAUUCCGAUAUUGUUGCUGAACAUUUUGUUGGUCAACAAUCUGUACGAGUCCUCCGAGUUGUUCCUCUCAAAAGAGGGAAAAGUCAUGAUAUUGUUCAUGAAAGAUUUGUUAAGCCACUUUAUUUCCCAGUAAGAACAAAUAGAAUCGAAGAAAUAAAUUUCAUUCUUGGUGAUGAAACUGGAAGUUUAGUUAGAUUUGCUUCCGGUAGAGUUCAUAUUGGUCUACACUUGAAACGUAUUAUAUAA